Molecule: messenger RNA, 2236 nt
Organism: Propithecus coquereli (Coquerel's sifaka)
Lineage: Eukaryota; Metazoa; Chordata; Mammalia; Primates; Indriidae
Product: chromosome unknown open reading frame, human C5orf24
Exons: 3
Coding region: 269-736 (155 amino acids)
Source: RefSeq, a predicted model, not a curated record
AGCUCGCGCACGCCGCCUCUCGCACUACGGCGCUGUAGCGGCCUCUUCCUUCUGCGUCCAGGGCCCGACCGUGCGCGGUGGCCGCGGCCGGAGCUGGGAGCCAGCGUCUGCCUCGCCGCCGCCCUCGCUGCCUGACCCUCUGCCUUGGACUUUGCUCUGCACCGGGCAGAGGCGGCGGGCUGGGGAGGGAGCGGCGCCAGCGUGAGGUUCCCAGCCGAUGGGAAGCCCCUGGACGCGCUGAGGGGCCGGACUACGAGCGGCUGAGAAAAUGAUGCAUCCUGUUGCCAGCAGUAAUCCAGCUUUCUGUGGGCCUGGCAAGCCUUCCUGCCUCAAUGAAGAUGCCAUGAGAGCUGCUGAUCAGUUUGACAUAUAUUCCUCCCAGCAAAGCAAAUACAGCCACACAGUCAGCCACAAACCAAUGGUUUGUCAGAGGCAAGACCCAUUAAAUGAAACACACUUGCAGACUACUAGUGGCAGAAGCAUAGAGAUAAAAGAUGAACUGAAGAAAAAGAAAAAUCUCAACCGAUCUGGUAAGCGUGGCCGGCCUUCAGGAACCACCAAAUCAGCAGGAUACCGGACCAGCACAGGCAGACCCCUGGGAACCACCAAAGCGGCUGGAUUUAAGACAAGUCCAGGCAGACCUUUGGGUACCACUAAAGCUGCGGGAUACAAAGUCAGCCCAGGGAGACCUCCAGGAAAAAAGCAGCAAGCCUUCAGGUGUUCCAGUGAUGCCUGACACAAUGAGCUGGACUUUAUGCUGCUCUUUACAGUAAGAGGUGUUGCAUUGUAUGUGGGGACUGUGUGUGCACUGGCAUCUAGGACAGUGACCUCAACAAUACUAGCUUUGCACAAACGGUAGAGAGAUGUCGCAUGACUACAGAAAAUCAGUUGUAACAUUCUGGCAGCUAAAUUGCUACAAGAGCUUCUUCUUGCAGAAGCUUAAAAUAUAAAACUUUUAAUAAUUUACUCAGAACAGUGUAACUUCUGACACACACAAAUGCUUGCAUCUUCAUUCAUGUGUUCAUUAUUUACUUUUCUUACGUAUCUGUCAUUUAGCCGUUUCUCAAGAUGAUGUUCAGCAGUUGGCUUCUUAGAAAUCCUUUUUCAAGCUAGUUCCUAAAGAAAGUUGUUUAAUUAAAUGUUCUACCAUAGAGCAAUAUACAGCGUUGUCAAGGAUUUGGUUGCAUGUUGUUUUUAUAUUAAGUCCACUUUACAUUUCCUUUUCAGUUUAUUUUCAUUCCUGGUUGUGUUACACAUACCCUCCUCUUUCUCCCCUGCCCUUUCAUACAUUAACGCCCCUCCUCCCACCCUCCAGCACAUCUACUAAGUGGUGCUGUGCUGUGUGUCAGAAGAUAAAGCAGGUGUUUUAUUGUAUAAUGAAUUUUGUGUACAUGUUUAUGAAAUGGCGAAAUCAUCUAAAGGAGGCAUGUUCAUAACAGUGUUUAUUGUCAGGAGCUAUGUCCCAGGGAAAAGGGGCGAAUGGCUGCCGUUGUGAAUGGAUAGCCUCAUUUAGAAAGCUGAAUUUACUGUUCAUGUGAGCAGUUACCCGGAAUGUUAGAUCUGUACACUGGUGAGCAUCUCCUGGUUCCGCUUACUUUUCUCCUUGUGAACAGUUUACUGGUGCCAUGCUAAAGAGAAAGACAUCUAAGUAAUUACAUGAAUGAAGUCUUAAAAUAGGAAAUAUUUUUACUUCUAUAUAAAGACUAUGUUGUGCAUCUUUUGUAACACUGUCUCUUGUCAUGAUAAACACUGAAACAGCAUGUUAAGCAGUUGCCUAUACUUUAACAUAGUCAGUUGGGGAAAACUGGCCUUUUCCCCCCACUGUAUAAUUAUUCCUUGAAAGGUAAAUUGCUGAUUUUAUACUAUGUAAUUCUGUUCUUCACAAAAUAGGUUUCACUAUUCUGUAUUAAAACUGUUGGUCAGAAAAUGAUCUGCUAUUCAAGUAAGUUUGCUUUACUUUUUUUUCUUUCAAAAAUGUUUUAACAUGCCUUAUUUAUUAUUGUUAUCAUGUUAACAAAUGAGCUAAUAUACAGAUGAAAUUUUCAUUUUUUGACAGAUAUAACCUUGCAUAACUAAUCUUUAGUAUGGGAUGAUUUUGAUACUAUCUUUGGAGUUUUGCACUGGAUAUUAAAAAAAUAUACUGGCACAAUGUAUUGGAAAAAAAUAAGUAGUAUCUGGUUUAAUUUUUAAUAUUUGGGGACAUUUUUUAAAAUCAAUGUUUAAAUUAGACUAAAAA